GUUCACUUUCCUUCCUGCUCCUCACCGCGUGUGUUCCUGACCCUGUGCUCGUAUUAUCGCUAAAUUCCCGCAUCAUCCUGCCUUUCCCAGCGAUGGUCGGCUGUUUUACGUGUAGUGUAAGUUGGUGUGUUUGUGUGUGACAUCGCCAAAGAUUAUGAUCCUGCUCAUCCACAAAGAUGGCAGUGAGGGGGGGCAGCACAGUGUUCAUUGAUGCCUCGGCACUUGGGGAGCUGACGAGCCAGCUGACGUCCCAAGACCUAGAGAGUCUGGUGGGCAACAUCCAGCCGGCAGACUUGAAGGCUCUGCAGGAGGCAACUGAGGGUCAUGUGGUGAACACUCCUGGAGUGCUCAUCUCUGAUGGGGUGACAGUGGGCAACAUUGUGGAGGUGGAGGGUGGUGAGAGUGGAGUGCUGGAAGAGUCUCAGCAGCUGGACUCCCAUGCUCACCACCAGCCAAUGGAAGUGGACACCCUCACUGACCAUGACCAGGUCAUUGGUGAAAUGGACAUGCUGCAGCAGGGUGGUGAGCUGAUUGGCAUGGCAGGAGAGGAGAUGUCCACAGGCGGUGAGGCUGCCACCACCUCGGCUCUGCUGGCUUCUGUGUCUUCGGGUGACUCCUCUUCCUCCCAGAUAGUUUCAGAGACGCCACAGCUCAUAAAGAGCAGCUUGGGCCAGUUUGUAGUUCUGCAGCAGAACCAGCAGAAUAACAUCUCUAUUGGUUCCAUGGCCAACCGAAUCAUCACAUCGGGCGGCCAGGUGGUGAGCACAGUGUCGGGCCCUAGCAGCAGCAACAACAGCAAGCCGGUGGUGGUGAACACAUCUCAGCUCAGUGGGGGAGUGAGGCAGCAGAUGGUGGUCACCUCGCAGGCCCACCCAGUGCGGACGGUGCAGUUCAAGCAGUCAUCGCAGACCCAGUCACACAACAGCAGUGGUACGGUGACCAAGGUGAUCAUCGGCAGUCAGGCUGGCGGGGGCAUGAGCAACAUUGGGAGCCAGCAGGUGCGCCUCAUCACCAGCCAGAGUGGUAAUACUGCAGCCUCCCCUGCCAAGCUGACCUUGCAGCAGGCACAGCAUGUGGGCUUCUUGCCAUCCUCCAAGCCACAGGGCCAAUCUCCAAACAAGAUUGUUGUGCAGCGGGUGAGUAUGGGUGGAGUGUCCCCUGUGAAGAGUCCCAAUAAGUUGGUCCCUGUGUCCUCCAAGUCACCCACCAAAAUUGCCCCAGCCCCUCCUUCCACACAGCAGAUUUUAACUCAAGUGAGCAGUGGUGGAGCUGUGAGGAACAUUCUUUCAAGUCCUCAGAAGAUUGUCAUAAAGAGCAAUAUUCCUCAACCUGGACAGGGGACAGUGAGCACCGUCCGGAGUGGCCAGAUUGUCACUUCUGGGGGACAGCAGGUCAUCAAGAUUCCAGCCAAUCAAGUGCAGCAACUGACAGCACAGCAGCAAAAUGUGCAAAUUCUCUCCAAUAAGGGGAACAAGCAGCGGGUGAUCAUCCCAGUGUCCGGCUCAGGCUCGUCCAAUGUGUCAGGUGGGAUGCCUCAGACCAACCUGACCCUCCCAGCCUCUGCCCUGCCCCCAGGAGUCCUUUCCAACACCCAGCCAGGUUCAAUGGUUAUGAUCCCAGCUCACUACAUGUCACAGCUUCAGUCAAACACUACAAGCAACAGCACAAUUCAAGCAUCAAACCAGAUUCCUCCAGGAACCAUUAUCCCACACACCACAAAGCCACAGCCUUCUCGCACAAUCAUUGAUGCAAAUGGGAUCAGACUAAGAAAACCUUGCAACUGUAAAAAGAGCCAGUGUCUUAAAUUAUACUGUGAUUGCUUUGCAAAUGGAGAAUUUUGCAACAACUGUAAUUGUGCAAACUGUUUCAACAAUUUAAAUCAUGAGGAGGAUAGACAGAAAGCAAUCAAGGCAUGUUUGGAUAGAAAUCCCCAAGCUUUCCGGCCAAAGAUUGGCAAAGGUGGAAGCGAUAAUGAAAGGAGACACAACAAAGGCUGCAACUGUAAGCGGUCUGGGUGCCUGAAGAACUACUGUGAAUGUUAUGAGGCCAAGAUCCCAUGCUCCAACAUGUGCAAGUGUGUGGGCUGCAAGAAUGUGGACAUGACACCAGCACUGGAGAGGAAGGGACUGAUGCAGCUGGCCAAAUGUGCUGAAGCACGGGUCAAUCAGCAGAAGGCCGUUAAAUCAAAAUUACCUUCAUUCUCACAUCACUCACCCAAUAAAAUGAUUCUUCCUACCUCUUCAAAAUCUGGUUACUAUCGAAUGAACCAGGAGGUGGUGGAGGCAACAUGCCAGUGUUUGCUAGCACAGGCAGACAAGGCAGAGGGAGCCUUGGUGUCAGCUGCUCAGUUGGAACAAACAGUCAUCUCGGAGUUCUCACGAUGCCUAAUGCAGAUCAUUGGCAGCUACACGUCACGAUCUAGAGUUGUGAAGGAGAAUGUCAGUCUGGUAAUAUCUCGCCAGCUGCUCUCAGACGUCUCUACGCAACUCACAUCCAUGGCUGAUGGUGUGGCAAAGACAGUAGCCCACUUCACUCUUGAUAAAGUUCAGCCUCAAGUCAUCAGCUUUAAGGAACAAGUGGCCAGCAUCAGGCAACACCUUGCUGACAUAUAUGAGAGGGAGAGUUCCUGGAGAGAAGCAGCAGCUGUUCUUACUGGAAUUCCUCUCGAAACAGGACAGAAGCAGUACAGUGUUGACUAUAAGCUGGAAACCUACCUCAAGAUUGCCCGCCUCUAUCUGGAGGAUGAUGACCCAGUGCAGGGAGAGGCAUAUAUUAACAGAGCCAGCAUCCUGCAGGCAGAGUCCAAGAAUGAACAGCUGCUCAUCUACUACAAAGUUUGUUAUGCAAGAGUUUUGGAUUACCGACGGAAGUUCAUAGAGGCAGCCCAGAGGUACAAUGAGUUGUCUUACCGACCCAUCAUUCAUGAGGAUGAGAGGAUGGAAGCUUUGAAGAAGGCUCUCAUCUGUACUGUCUUAGCUUCAGCAGGCCAGCAGCGAUCCAGGAUGCUGGGGACGCUGUUCAAGGAUGAGCGUUGCCAAAAGCUGCCCUGUUAUCAUAUCCUGGAGAAGAUGCACCUUGACAGGAUCAUCCGCCACAAUGAACUCACAGAAUUUCAGAACAUGCUGCAGCCACAUCAGCAGGCCACCACAUCAGAUGGGUCUACCAUUCUGGACAGAGCUGUUACAGAACACAACCUGCUGGCAGCUAGCAAGCUUUAUAACAACAUAACAUUCUCUGAACUUGGGGCUCUCCUUCAAAUAUCUCCAGCAAAAGCUGAGAAAAUAGCCAGCCAGAUGAUUACUGAGGGACGCAUGAAUGGGUACAUUGAUCAGAUUGAUGGCAUCCUCCACUUUGAGGCACGUGAUGUCCUUCCUCAGUGGGAUAAGCAGAUCCAGUCUCUCUGUUUCCAAGUGAAUGGCAUCAUUGAAAAAACCAAUAUUGCACAUCCAGAAUGGGUGGCUAAGGUUAUGGAUGAACAAAUGAUGCAAUGAUAGAACAAAUUCCAGACUAGUGUUAUAAUUUGUUCCAGUAAGUAUGCAGGAUCAAGAGUUAUGGCAUGUGAAUUUGCAACAUGUGUUCUGGUUUACAUUUUUGAGUAUUACACUAAAGAUAGAUGUAAGAAAAUUACAGAAUAUUUGAAGUGCAAGAUAAAGAAGCUCAAUAAAAUUAUUGAACCAUAAAAUUCAUCCUCUUAACUACAGCUAAUGCCUAUGAUACAGGUUGGACAGGAAGACUUUAAGGUUAUCAGCCCAUCAUUACCACGGUCAUACCUUUUGCCCCUUCAUCCUGUCUGUCCUACCUCCCAUCACCUGCAUGUGGUCUGGUGUACAUACAUGUCUACUCUCACAACUGACCCUUGUAGGCUCCACAAACUGAUGGUACUUACAGGUGACUUGUUCUGUUACUUACCUUCUAAUCCAGCAGCAAGAUGUAGGAUGCUGUGUGCUCGGUGUUAAAUGUAUGUGUGUGUGCAUGCGCGCUUGCACCAGCGUGAUCUGGCAAGGUGAAAGGUGCGUUUUUGAAAGUUGCCAUGCUCCUCUCACCAUCUUCCUCCAGUCAGUGUUGUAAAUGUGAUGUUCACUACUUUACUGUCAAGGUGAUGUAAUUAAAGAAUGCUGAUUA
Scylla paramamosain (green mud crab) is the source of this 4122-nucleotide messenger RNA. RefSeq names its product protein lin-54 homolog. The record is from RefSeq and is a predicted model, not a curated record. The transcript has 21 exons. Gene Ontology annotation, cellular component: cytosol; COP9 signalosome. Bases 177 to 3491 code for a protein of 1104 amino acids. Lineage: Eukaryota; Metazoa; Arthropoda; Malacostraca; Decapoda; Portunidae.